AACCCGGGAAUAUUUGACUGCCAGCGUCUCUGAAGGAAGCCUGCCGUCAGUGGUUUUUGGUGAUUGACUUUUCAAGCAGUAGUAAUGGCUACUGCAAGGCUUGAUUAUGUUGCUCCAUGGUGGACUUACUGGCUGCACAAUUUCCCUCACUUCAAUUUCUUUUUCCAGACGGUCGACAGCACUUUCAAACCAGAGGAGGCGAGCUAUCAGCAGUCUUUGAUAAUUCUAGCAUGUGUUGGUGCAGCUGGUCUUGGUGUGAGCCUGCUGGUUCUGGCGGUAUACGCGGUGUGCUUGUGCUGCUGCUACAGGGAUAUCGACGAAGACACCAAAAGGCCUGAUACCUGCUGUGUCACCUGGGUCGCCAUCAUCACAGGUCUCAUAAUAUGUUCUGCUGUUGGAGUGGGUUUCUAUGGGAACAGUGAGACCAAUGAUGGGGUGUACCAGAUGACCUACUCGCUCUACAAUGCCAAUCACACUCUGGCUAGCAUCAACAAUCUGGUUGCAGGCUCUCUGGGUAAUGUGGAAACUGGACUCAAACAGCACCUGGAACGCCUGGAUGAGAUCUUUACUACAAGGCCUGACUACCUCCAAGCUCUGCGUUUUAUGCAGCUGAUGGUCAAUAAUGUCAUCCGUGAGCUGACUGUCCUGCCAGACAUCAACAAAGCCAAUUUCGACUUGGCAGCCAUUGCAGACCAAACAGCUUUCAUUGAGUAUUACAGAUGGCUGAUUUAUCUGCUGCUGCUGAUCCUGGAUCUGGUCAUUUGUUUGGCCAUGUGCCUGGGUAUGGCCAAGCACUCUCAGUGUCUGCUUAUCACGAUCAUGGGUUUUGCUAUACUGUCUUUGAUCCUGAGCUGGGCCUCACUAGGAGCUGACACUGCUACAGCUGUGGGUACAAGUGACUUUUGUGUGUCUCCAGACAAGUUUAUUGUCAACAAAACGAAGGAUUUCCUCAGUGCAGAUGUCGCACACUAUUAUUUGUUUUGCAGUCCGAAUCUACCAAACCCCUUCCAGCAGUCUUUGACAACCUGCCAGCGCUCCCUGACCACCAUGCAAAUCCAGAUUCAAGGCUUGCUGCAGUUCUCUGUGCGUGUCUUUCCCACUGCUGAGAGAGACCUUUUGGGAAUCCAGCGACUAUUAAACUCCACUGAGUUCAGUCUACACCAGCUAACAGCCUUGCUGGAUUGCCGUGGGCUACAUAAGGACUAUCUGGAUGCCCUCAUGGGUGUGUGCUAUGAUGGAGUUGAAGGGCUCCUCUACCUCUCUUUGUUUUCGCUUCUGGCUGCCUGCGCACUCUCUGCCAUGCUAUGUGUAAUUUUCCGAGUGUGGACACUAAUGGGCAGCAGGGAAAAAGAGUACAAUGACAUAGAUGAGGAGGACCCAUUCAACCCCCAAGCUCAUCGGAUAUCCUAUAACCCCAGAAGGUCCAACACGCACAGUUUCUGUAGCUAUACAACAAGCCUUGGCAGCCAGGCCAGCCUUCAUCCACCCCCUCAAUCAACUUCUACUGCCACGUCACCCCCUGAAUACAUGAAUCAGUCCAUGCUGUUUGGAGGAACCCCCCGAUAUGAGAAUGUGCCACUGAUAGGGAGAGGAUCCCCACCUCCCUCGUAUUCACCCAGUAUGAGGACCGCCUAUCUAUCCAUGACUGAUGCCCAGAUUAGACACUUUGGAACUGAUUUUCAGGUGUUGCCUGCUGCCUACUGAAUCCCUUUCAGUGCUUCAUCUAAGACGCUAAGCUUCAACCAAGAAGGCUGUCGUCAUGGCAUAACUCUGUUUACAGGAGUGACAGCCCGCCGUCCAAAUCUGAGACAUUAAAGCAGGCCAUAAGAGACAGCUACCUCACUGACACAUUAGUGCCAGUGCCUGGAAUGCACUGAAUGCAGUUUUGAACAGAGAGGACUGUACAGUUUCAUCUGAAGGCUGCUGCUGUUUGUUGUUGUUAUCAUGGUUUAUGGAAAUACUGUUGCUCAAAUGUAAGCAUUUCUAUGAGCCAAAAUCAAGAGCCUUUGAACUCUCUUCAGUAUUCCGGUGGCGUGCAUGAAUAUAAUCAUCGGUCAGUAUUUUCGAUGUAAAGUGAGUGGCUGAAUAUGAAUAGGCCUCCCAUCAUGGCAUUUGAUUUUUUUUUGCAAUAUUCCUUUUCUUUGGCAGCAAUGCAUUCAUUUUUUUGGCCUUGUUAAUGUAAUUUCAAAUGGUGCAAUUUGAAAUGAAAUAGGAACUUAUGAAUGGGUUAAUGGAAAGGAUGCCAAAUAUUCUAGUUUUGUUUUAAACAGCCAAAGAUGCCUUUAACAAUAAGUCAGAUGGGCAUAGAUGUGUAUCUGCAAACGCAGUCAUGCUGCAUUUGCAGACACACUUGUAAUUGGAGAAAUCUCCUGAACUAAUUGGUGGGAAUGUAACGGAUUUUAACAUCCUGAUGUUUAUAACUGUGACUGUUUCACAAUUAAAACAAAAUUGGCGGUAUAACUAAUUAUAAAGAAAUUUCACUUUGAAAUACAGAACCCAGUGCCACUAGUUAGCUUCUAAAACAUGAACUGAACAUGCAAGAAACAUUCUUUAUAUUAGUAAAUAAAUACGUGUUCUGUCUGUUUUUAUGUUUGAUAAUGUAUAUAGAAAGUCUCAUGAUAAAAUGCUAUAUUUAGACUUGCUGAUCCAUUGUUUACUCAUUAGCUCUCCCUCUGAUAGCUUAGAAUGACCUACUGCAGUAAUUGCAUUAGUGUACCUGGGAUUUGGUGUGACAACCUGUACCUGGAGAUGUCCCAUGGGACAAUGGGAGUCCUAGAGGCAUGGUUCUCAAUCUGCUCUCACUCAGAGCAGACUUCUCAAAAUCAAAUAAUACAUAACACACAACUACAAAUCAGUGUCCUUGAAGUAUUCACCUGUUUCACUUCAAUGAAAUAAAGUUGUUCUUUAUACUACAUGAGUCUGACCACUUUACAAUCUUUCUGUUCUCUAUGCACCUUGGAAUAGGAGAAGCUAUGCCACAGAGCCCUAACUCGAUCCACUUCUGACAGCAGUCAGUGUUGCUGAUAGGUGUGGUCAGAAAUGUUUUCUGUUACACAUCCAUCUGUGAUGUCACUAUGUCCUGCAGUGCACCUGUAAGCCUGUACAGUGCAAUGAUAAGUAGAACUGAAAUAAACCAAUAAACAGCAGUCUGUUGACUUAAUCUGGCUGUGCAGCCGUUGAUCAAAAAACAGUGCAGAUCACAGGGAUUACACUAUGGUGGGGAUUAGGUUUUGUUUUUCUAAAGCCCUAACUUGUAAGGUCAGCUUGAACCAACUGUUUUUCAUUUUGUUCCUAUAGUUCCCUUCAAAUGGUCAAUAAACACUUUUUUGUUUGUUUGUUUUUAUGUUUUCUAAAUACCUAUUUUGCACU
Molecule: messenger RNA, 3369 nt
Organism: Archocentrus centrarchus (flier cichlid)
Lineage: Eukaryota; Metazoa; Chordata; Actinopteri; Cichliformes; Cichlidae
Gene: ttyh2l
Product: tweety homolog 2, like
Exons: 14
Coding region: 85-1704 (539 amino acids)
Cellular component (GO): plasma membrane
Molecular function (GO): intracellularly calcium-gated chloride channel activity; volume-sensitive chloride channel activity
Source: RefSeq, a predicted model, not a curated record